Molecule: messenger RNA, 481 nt
Organism: Perkinsus marinus ATCC 50983
Lineage: Eukaryota; Perkinsozoa; Perkinsida; Perkinsidae
Exons: 4
Biological process (GO): proteolysis
Molecular function (GO): serine-type carboxypeptidase activity
Source: RefSeq, a predicted model, not a curated record
GCUAUUCUUUUGGUUCUUCGAAUCUCGCUCCGACCCAGCCCAAGAUCCUCUCGUUCUCUGGCUCCAAGGGGGGCCUGGCUGCAGCAGCAUGUCAGGACUCUUCACAGAAAACGGACCUUGCAGGGUAAAUGAAUAUGGAAAUGACACCAAAACUAACCCAUACUCUUGGAACACACGAGCCAACCUUCUUUAUGUCGACCAACCUGCAGGAACAGGAUUCUCGGUCGGGCCGUUCGUAAACAAUGGCUCAUUUGAGGCUGCCGACGACUUGUACAUGGCCCUACAGGAAUUCUUCGCUGAAUAUACCCAGUAUGGAGGCAAAGAUUUCUACAUCACCGGGGAGUCAUAUGCUGGUCACUACAUACCAGCCAUAGCUCAUAAGAUAUGGCGUGAGAACACUAAAGGGAUCAAGCCUCAUAUCAACCUUCGUGGACUGGCAAUCGGGAAUGGAUGGAUGAAUGCUGCAAUCCAGUAUGCUUCU